CCGCAGCCACUGGGCGACCUUAAGGCUGCUUGUGGAAACUCGCACAUCCAAUUGAGGGAAGCAGGAAGAGGUGGACUAGUCACAUGAUUCCCCCCCCCCCUGCAAAUCUGCUCUGUGUGACUCCAGGCAGGAGGGCUGAUCGCGGAGGUUUCCGCUCGGUGCUUCAUGCAACACCUUCAAACGCGUGCCUGCACGACCGGGCCGGCGGGAGCGUUUUGUGGCAUGCGCCCCUCCUUCUGGAUCUGACCUACCCGCGGCGCAAUUGUUCUGCUUGCUGCAGCUGCUGCUCCUGCGCGCUUUGGAACGCGGGCGCGCCUUUUGCCCGCGGACGGGGGCGCGCGCGUGGUUGCAACAAAAAAACAAACAAACCCCGUGCCGUGGCCCUUUAAGCUGCGUGUGUGGGGAGGAGACUGCCGAGAAGAAGAGAGGACUUUGGGUAUAGAGAGAGGGCAUUUGUGUGUGCGUGCCGAGGAGAGACCUCUGGUUUGCAGUUUGGGGAAGGAUCUCUAGACUCCGCCGCCACCCUUCCUCUUUACCUCUCCGCCAGCAACACGCCUGCAAGCCCGCCUUUGCAAGCCAAAGGCUCUUAAGAUCUCUAGGUCGAUCUCACCGUUGCAACAUUUUCUUCUUAUUAAGUGUCAUUGCAAUAAACCAGGAUUUUGUGUGUGGGUGAGAGCGAUCGCUAGUACCGGGGCGUUGGGGAAGGGAAGGCACGCAUCUCCUUUGUGGGUCUCCGGAUUUUGGAAGCAGGUUUGCAAGACAAGGCGGGGAGAGGAGGUCGAUUUUGAUGCUGUAAGCAUCCAGCCCCCAACGUUGGGGAUAAUGCAUUCUGGCGAGCCCACAUCCAGGUGCCUGUCUCCGUCUGUGCCGCUAAGGGGCGGUGUGGGGCAUGACAACCCUUCUGCGUAUGGCUCGCUACGGUAGCAUUCCGCAGACACUGACAUUUCCCUUCCUGUUUGGAAGCAAGCCUUGCAUUGUAAAACGAAGGAUCUGAGGGACUGGCACCUUGAACUUGGCCUUGAUUCCCCCCCCUCACCCACCCCCUUUUCUCUCCCCCCUUUCUUUCUCUCUCUCUCUCUCUCUUUCCUCCCCUCCUUGGCAGAUCUCCUCACACCCCCAACCUUCCCCUGUUCCCCCCUCCCCUUCCAACCUCCCCCAACACCCCUUCCUUCGUCCAUGGCGGAGACAAAAAUAAUCUAUCACAUUGAUGAAGAGGAGACCCCUUAUCUGGUGAAAUUGCCCGUCUCCCCGGAAAAAGUCACUUUGGCAGAUUUUAAAAAUGUCCUCAGCAACCGGCCGGUGCAUAACUACAAAUUUUUCUUCAAAUCUAUGGAUCAGGAUUUUGGGGUUGUGAAAGAGGAGAUCUCGGAUGACAAUGCAAAGCUACCCUGCUUCAAUGGACGUGUCGUGUCUUGGCUGGUCCUGGCCGAGAGCUCCCAUUCGGACGCCGGUUCCCAAUGCACCGAGAGCCACACAGAUCUUCCUCCUCCCAUCGAGAGAACAGGAGGCAUCGGAGACUCCCGCCCCCCUUCCUUUCACCCAAACGCUGCAAGCAGCCGAGAUGGACUGGACAACGAGACGGGGACGGAGUCCGUCAUCAGCCACAGGAGGGACCGACACCGGCGGAGGAACCGAGAGGGCCACGAAGAUGUCUCCCGCAUCAAUGGGCACCCAAAGCUGGACCGACACCGGGAGCACCCACCGGGCUACGACAGCUCUUCCACCAUGAUGAGCAGCGAGUUGGAGUCCAGCAGCUUCAUCGACUCCGACAAUGACGAAAACACGAGCAGGUUGAGUAGCUCCACAGAACAAAGCACUUCCUCCCGUCUCAUCCGGAAACACAAACGCCGUCGCCGGAAACAGAAGAUGCGACAGAUUGACCGGUCGUCUUCCUUCAGCAGCAUCACAGACUCUACCAUGUCCCUGAACAUCAUCACCGUCACCCUCAACAUGGAAAAAUACAACUUCCUAGGAAUCAGCAUCGUGGGCCAGAGCAACGACCGGGGAGAUGGUGGCAUCUACAUAGGCUCCAUCAUGAAAGGCGGCGCUGUGGCGGCUGACGGAAGGAUCGAACCGGGGGACAUGCUCUUACAGGUGAACGAGGUCAACUUCGAGAACAUGAGCAACGAUGACGCAGUGCGGGUCUUGCGGGAAAUCGUCUCCAAGCCGGGCCCUAUCAGCCUAACAGUGGCCAAAUGCUGGGAUCCUACGCCCCGGAGUUAUUUCACAAUCCCCAGAGCUGAGCCCGUGCGGCCGAUCGACCCCGCCGCCUGGAUCUCUCAUACCACGGCCCUGACGGGAGCGUACCCCCGUUACGGUAUGAGCCCCUCCAUGAGCACCAUCACCUCUACCAGCUCCUCACUAACAAGCUCAAUUCCCGAUUCGGAAAAGCUGGACGAAUCCCCUUUAACUGUUAAAAGCGACAUGGCCACCAUUGUCAAGGUUAUGCAGUUGUCGGAUUCCGGCCUUGAGAUUCGGGACAGGAUGUGGUUAAAAAUUACCAUCUCCAAUGCAGUAAUAGGAGCGGACGUGGUUGACUGGCUUUACACGCACGUGGAGGGCUUUAAAGACCGAAGGGAGGCCCGGAAGUACGCCAGCAGCAUGUUGAAACAUGGCUACCUCAGGCACACUGUGAACAAAAUCACAUUCUCAGAGCAGUGCUACUACGUCUUUGGCGAUCUCUGCGGCAAUCUGGCUGCACUGAACCUUAACAAUGGUUCCAGCGGAGCUUCAGACCAAGACACUCUGGGCCCCCUCCCGCACCCAGCCACGCCUUGGCCCUUGGGGCAAGGCUAUCCUUACCAAUACCCCCUUGCCCCUCCGUGUUUCCCGCCGGCCUACCAGGACCCAGGCUUCAGCUAUGGGAGUGGCAGCGCAGGGAGCCAGCAAAGCGAAGGAAGUAAAAGCAGCGGCUCUAACCGAAGCAACAGCGAGAAAAGCCGGAGGACCCUGGCUCGGGAUAAGGACCGCAAGUCAGCCGGCAGCGGCAGCGAAUCGGAUCCCACUGCCCGGAGCGGGGUAGCAGGGAGCAUCCUUCGGCGCGAGCGGCCAGCCAGCCAGCUCAGCCAGCUCAGCCACCACAGCCACCACAGCCGCGCCUCUGCUGCCCCCAGUGAGAGGAGCCCACACAGCCGCCAUUCGCACGGGCCUCCGGGCGUUCCACCACUCUGCAGCCUCCCCAAGCUGGGCCCCAAAGUCUAUGGGACAAGUGGGCCCCCUGGGGGCCCCCCUGUGCGGGAACUCGCCUCCAUCCCCCCCGAGCUGACCGGCAGCCGCCAGUCGUUCCAGAAGGCCAUGGGCAACCCUUGUGAAUUCUUCGUUGACAUUAUGUGAACAAGAAGUGCCUUCAAAAGACUCUUGUGCGGAGGGUUUGUUUUCUUGGGGUUACUUUUUUAAGUUUGCAAAUUGACGCUGGAAAAGAAAUAGGGGUGGAGACAGAGAGAUUGGGGGGGGGGGAACUAUUCGGAUUGUCCUUUGCAUGCCACGCCUUCCUGACUCUUGAUCUUUGCAAGCAAACGAGGAACAGAAAUCCUGGAAACUUAGAUAUAUCUGCAAAUCGGUGGGAUCUUUUUUUUUUUUUUUAAUUCUCCUUCUGCUUCCCCUACCCUGACCAAUGUGAUUGAUUGGUGUUCUCUUCACAAACCUUAAUGAGCUUUGGUAUCUGUGGCAUCCUCUCUCCAGUGCAAUUAUACUGUGUUCUCAAUCAAGAAAUAGCGUUUUAUAUAGUGCUUUUAAAAAGCAACAACACACAGUUCUCCAGUCAUGCAUAUUUGCACUUUUUUU
Zootoca vivipara (common lizard) is the source of this 3783-nucleotide messenger RNA. It is a transcript of the gene DVL1, whose product is annotated as dishevelled segment polarity protein 1. Gene Ontology annotation, molecular function: frizzled binding. The record is from RefSeq and is a predicted model, not a curated record. Lineage: Eukaryota; Metazoa; Chordata; Lepidosauria; Squamata; Lacertidae. Gene Ontology annotation, cellular component: cytosol. Gene Ontology annotation, biological process: canonical Wnt signaling pathway; intracellular signal transduction.